Messenger RNA from Mytilus trossulus (common blue mussel), 1164 nucleotides. Its product is annotated as early endosome antigen 1-like. The record is from RefSeq and is a predicted model, not a curated record. NCBI's taxonomy places the organism in Eukaryota, Metazoa, Mollusca, Bivalvia, Mytilida, Mytilidae. The transcript is spliced from 7 exons. Bases 86 to 1066 code for a protein of 326 amino acids.
GGAACAAGGAAGUAAUAACUGUAGAAAUAACGGUUUUCCAUAUGUUUACUUUUGGUUUUAAAGUUUACCUUUGAUUGAGGUAACCAUGUUUGCAGGAAAUAGGAGGACCAAAGUUCUGACCCAGGCUGACUACGAAGCCAAUAUUCUGCGAUUAAGGCAAGAAAGAGAUUCACUAGCUCAUCGAUUGCACCAUACAGAUGCCUAUAUUGAACAAAUCCACUAUGACUUCAAAAAGUUACAGAAUGAGCUUAAGACACUGGAGAAACAAAAGCAUGAUCUCGAAAACACGCAUAAUAAAACCAUGAAGGACUUGGUGCAUAAUCAAAAAGAGGCAAUAAUAGUCACCUUAAAAGAAGAUGUAAAAAGACUACAAGCAGAACGGGAUGACAGGGACAAACAUAUCGCUGACCUUAAGGCUGACAAAGAUGAACUACAAUCAAAACUAGGUAAAGUUUCUGGUGAAAAGAUGCUCGAUAAGAAUCCCCAAAUAGCUGACCUGAGUGAUCCACGUCGGCCACAGAAACUGGUGGAAAUGAUUUCUAUCCUGUAUGAUAACAAAUGGACAGACGCGUUUGAGAAAUCGGAAGAUAAGGGGGAUGAAAAACAAAUUUGUAUUUACCUAUUGAAUAUAUUUAAGGAAUGUUGGAAUUACUGUAAAGAAACCUGUGAACAACAGACAAAAAUCUUAGAACAAAACUUACUACUUGCAUCAGAAAACAAGGAUGGUGUGUAUGCAUUGUCACCAGGAAGCUCGACGUUACUGACUGAAACACGAAAACGAUCAGCUAAAGAAAUGAUGCCUAAUUUGUACGAGAAAUUUAAAUCUGCGAAGAAAGAUAUAAAAGAAGAUUUGCACACCUAUGUCGAAAGUUGUUUGGAAGUUUGUUGGUAUAGUGCAAUAAAUGAACCGCCGAUGCAUUAUGGGUUUGAUGCAGAAGAACAGGCAGACGACUUCAGGAAAUAUACACAAGGCGGGAAUACAGUGGACUUCGUUGUUUGGCCAGCAAUGCAUUUGUUUAUAAAUGGACCUAUUUUAUACAAAGGAGUUGCACAGUAUAAAAACUGAAAUAGGAUGUGAACAAUGAUUAUGUUACAAAUCAGAAAUAAUAAUUUAUUAUUUAUUAUAGAAAAAAGGAAAGUGCAUAGUAUGCACAUUUCUUUUUA